Thrips palmi is the source of this 975-nucleotide messenger RNA. RefSeq lists its product as uncharacterized. Lineage: Eukaryota; Metazoa; Arthropoda; Insecta; Thysanoptera; Thripidae. Bases 7 to 975 code for a protein of 322 amino acids. The transcript has 6 exons. The record is from RefSeq and is a predicted model, not a curated record.
AACCUGAUGAAAGGAAGCAAUAUUGUUCCCAAGUCACAUGUUACUAAAGGGAAGAAGGUCGUGGGAGUCGACCCUGAUUCGUAUCAACCAAUUAUGACCAGUGCCUCAAAAGAAGUUCAACAGGGCAUUAAGGAACACCUGGCCAACAUCAAAUUAUUAGAGACUGAUGAAAUAGACUGGCCUCUCAUAAUUAAAAAUAUGAAAGAAACUUAUGAACUACAGAGGGAGCAAAUUGUACUUGGUACAGUUAAAAUGACAAAACAAGCUGAUGACCCGGAUGACGACCUGCAUGAGCAGAAAUUGCUCACAAAGCUAAAGGAAGAGUGGCCUUUUUUAUUCGAAAUGCAAUGUUUAGAAGUUCAUCAUAGAACACUCACCAAAAGAGACUUGGCCCAAAAGAUGAAGACAUUCAUAGAUGAAUUAAUGGAUAUAUCUCUUGCUUUUAUGACGACUUCCACCAAGUGCAACGUGGACAACUUUAUCAUCCGGAUGAAAUUGGAACUUAAGUAUGACGCAAUUCCCACUGAUCUCAAACUUAUUUCCUUCAUCCACAUGGUUGCAAAUCAUUUCGGGGAGAGCUUUGAUCAGCUCUACCUUCCUGCUGAGAGAACAUGUCAGCCAGCAGAACUUCCUCACACAAUUCUGGAGGAAAAGAAAGAUCCAUGUGUAGUGGCCUUGGAUAGCAACAUAUAUGCCGCACAAAAGUAUUUUGUUUGCGCUGAUCAAGUACCAUUGGUAGAAGUCAGCAACCCAAAGGAUGCUUUUAUAGCACUAGUGGAAGUGUGCUUUGUGUUCGAUCUUGAAUAUCCACCUAUGCUGCCACUCACCAUGGAAUUUUUUGAGCGGUAUGUUUUUGAUAUGGGUGUGCUUGACACCAAAUGCAAGAAGAAAGGAAGACAACUUAUAGUUAUAUCUGAAGCAGUAAAAAAAUUGAUAGCAAGCUUAGAAGAGUUUGGUGAAAUUAGAACUGAGUGA